This is a messenger RNA of Drosophila montana, 5601 nucleotides long. RefSeq names its product Ecdysone receptor (gene EcR). Gene Ontology annotation, cellular component: nucleus. The transcript is spliced from 10 exons. Gene Ontology annotation, molecular function: nuclear receptor activity; zinc ion binding; RNA polymerase II cis-regulatory region sequence-specific DNA binding. Gene Ontology annotation, biological process: negative regulation of transcription by RNA polymerase II; ecdysone receptor signaling pathway; positive regulation of transcription by RNA polymerase II. NCBI's taxonomy places the organism in Eukaryota, Metazoa, Arthropoda, Insecta, Diptera, Drosophilidae. The coding region runs from base 759 to 3305 and encodes 848 amino acids. The record is from RefSeq and is a predicted model, not a curated record.
UCACAGUGUGCAGUUCAGUGGCAACGAAAAUGUGGAUGUCGUAUAACGGACGCUAAAAAGUUGUACGUGCGCGCGACGUAAGCAAGUGCGAAACAUAAAUAAAAUAAAAGAAGAAUCUCUGAGCAACAAAAUAUAAAAGAAAUACAUACAUACAACAAAUUGUUUAUAAUAAAAAGAGAAAAGUAGAAAAGAGUGCGUGUGUGUGUGUUUAUACUGUGUAUUGUGAGUGCGUGUGCAAUAAUAAAUCAAAAAUAAUUAAUGCAAAUGCGAGUUACAAAUAUAACUAGAUGCAGUUAUUACGAUUCAUAAUCAAUCGAUCCGGUCAAUUAAUUAUACUAUUAAAAGAUCGUUUAUAACACAUUCUGGCGGGCAAGCACGCCAUAAUUCAGGCAGAUAUACUGAGGAGCUACCCUGAAAUUAGCAGCCAGUCGUAAAGUAUUCAAAGGUUUUUAGUGUUGAAUUAAAUGUUGAACAACUUGAAAGACAACGCAGCUUUGAUUCCGAGAUUUGUUUUUGUGAACGGAUAAUCAAGAAAAAGUAAACAAAGUGAGAAAAUAAAACAAACACAUUGGAAACAAAUUUUGGAUUUAAUGACAAACUCAACUGCAUGCAAAAUUGCGGCACAACACCUGACAAACUAUGUAAAAUAAAAUGCUUAUGGGCAACAUGAAGGCGUGGCCAUGUUGUCAAACGCCACUGCAACAGCAACAAGAACAACAACAGCAAUUUACAGCUUUUAAGAAUUACGUGCAUGCAACAUGUACCGUUUGAAUGCCACACAACAGCAGCAGCAGCAACAACAGCAACAAAACCAACAACAACAAAAGCAGCCGCAGCCACAACAACAAACCAAACAAAAGCAAUCAACAAUACCCAGUCACAUAUUGUUGCAGCAACAAUUAGCUGCUGCCGCUGCCGCCGCCGCUGGCGCUGGCAACAGCAACAACAAUGCCGCCGCUGUUGCCUUGACCUUUCAAGUGGCCAAUGCAAAUGGCGGUGCAGCAGCAACAACUGCAAUCAGUGUUGAGGAUAAAUUAAAGCUAUUGACAACUGCCACGGCGACGCCAGCGCCGACGCCAACGCCGACGUUAACGCCGACGUCAACGCCAACGCCCGCUACAACAAUUAAAACCGAACCCAUGCCUGACGUCAUCGCCUUGACCACCGGCAACAACAACAACAGCAAUACCAAUAGCAAUAGCAGCAGCGCCGCCAACACCGGCAGCGGCAUUGCCUCAACGUCAGCCGCAGCCGCAGCUGCCGCUGCUGCAGCUGCCGCGGCAGCAGCAGCAUCUUCUAAUGGGCAUUUAGUUUUUGUGCCCAACAAACGCGCGCGUCUCGAUGCGCCCGAGGAUUGGAUGUCGACGCCAAGUCCAGGCAGCGUUCCCAGCUCAGCGCCGCCGCUGUCGCCGUCGCCCGGGUCUCAAAAUCACAGCUACAACAUGUCCAACGGUUAUGCAUCGCCCAUGUCAGCUGGCAGCUACGAUCCAUACAGUCCCAAUGGCAAAACAGGUCGCGAUGAUCUCUCGCCCUCGAGCAGCCUCAACGGCUACUCCGCCAACGAGGGCUGCGAUGCGAAGAAGAGCAAGAAGGGUCCGGCGCCGCGGCUGCAGGAGGAGCUGUGCCUGGUCUGCGGCGACCGGGCCUCCGGCUAUCAUUACAACGCGCUCACCUGCGAGGGCUGCAAGGGCUUCUUUCGGCGCAGCGUGACCAAGAACGCGCACUAUUGCUGCAAAUUUGGGCGGGCCUGCGAGAUGGACAUGUACAUGAGGCGCAAGUGCCAGGAGUGCCGGCUGAAGAAGUGCCUGGCCGUCGGCAUGCGGCCGGAGUGCGUUGUGCCGGAGAAUCAGUGCGCGAUGAAGCGGCGCGAGAAGAAGGCCCAAAAGGAGAAGGACAAGGUCUCCAGUUCGCCCAGCUCCCAGCACAGCGCUGGCGGUGCCGCCGGUCCACUGCUUGGCACCCAUGACUACGUCAAGAAGGAGAUACUCGACCUCAUGACGUGCGAGGCACCGCAGCAUGCCACAAUUCCGCUACUACCUGAUGAUAUUUUGGCCGAGUGUCAAGCGCGCAAUAUACCUCCAUUAACGUUCAAUCAAUUGGCCGUUAUAUAUAAAUUAAUUUGGUAUCAGGAUGGCUACGAGCAGCCAUCCGAAGAGGAUCUCAAGCGUAUUAUGAGUCAACCGGAUGAGAAUGAGAGUCAGACGGAUGUCAGUUUUCGGCACAUCACCGAGAUAACCAUACUCACGGUGCAGUUGAUAGUGGAGUUUGCGAAAGGAUUACCAGCGUUUACAAAGAUACCCCAAGAGGAUCAGAUCACGUUACUCAAGGCCUGCUCAUCGGAAGUGAUGAUGUUGCGCAUGGCCCGACGCUACGAUCACAACUCCGACUCGAUAUUCUUUGCGAACAAUCGAUCGUACACACGCGACUCGUACAAGAUGGCCGGAAUGGCGGAUAAUAUUGAGGAUCUGCUGCAUUUCUGCCGUCAAAUGUUCUCAAUGAAGGUGGACAAUGUGGAAUAUGCGCUACUCACUGCCAUUGUGAUCUUCUCCGAUCGGCCGGGCCUGGAGAAGGCCCAGCUGGUUGAGGCGAUACAGAGCUAUUACAUCGACACGCUACGCAUUUAUAUACUCAAUCGCCAUUGCGGCGACUCCAUGAGUCUCGUCUUCUACGCCAAACUGCUCUCCAUACUCACCGAGCUGCGCACGCUGGGCAACCAGAAUGCCGAGAUGUGUUUCUCGCUCAAGCUCAAGAAUCGCAAGCUGCCCAAGUUUCUUGAAGAGAUCUGGGACGUGCAUGCCAUACCGCCCUCGGUGCAAUCCCAUCUGCAGGCCCAGCAGGAGGAGCAGGAGCGUCGGGCCGAGCGCAUGCGCGGCGCCGUCGGUGGCGCCAUCACGGCUGGCCUCGAUGCCGAUUCGGCGUCCACAUCCUCGCAAGCGGCCCUCGCGGCAGCGGCACAACAACAGCAACAGCAUCAACAGCAACAGCACCAACAGCUCCAUGCGCUGCCCGGCCACACGCUGCCGCUGCCGCUGCCGCUGCCGCCGCCGCCACCGCCAGGCAGCGGCGGCUCCGUGUCAGCAGUUAGCACCAGCAGCGAUUACAUCGGCGGUGGCGGUGCCAUGGGACCCACCACAGCAGCAGCCAGCUCCAGCACCAGCAUCACGGCCGCGGUCCCGGCGAGCUCCACAACAGCUGCGGUGGCCAAUGGCGGCGGCGCCAAUGUCAGCAUGUAUGCCAAUACGCAGACGGCGCUGGCCCUCAUGGGCGUGCCCCUCAAAUCGGAGCACUCGACGACCACCGCAUAGCCCCUGCUGGAAGCCAUGGGCAUGGGCAUGGGCAUGGGCGUAGGCGUGGGCGUGGGCGUGGGCAGUCUACUGUUGGGCGGCAGCAUUAUUGAGUGAAUUUCGGGCGGGGCGUGGCAGCUGUAUACAACAAACACACACACACACACACACACACACAGACAGGCAGACAGACAGGCAAGCCUGUACCGUUAGGCGCUUUUAUAAUAGAUUCAACCGAUUUGUAUAUAGCCGGAGAAACUGUAAAAUUUUGCAUAUUCAAAAUAGUUUUUUUUUUUUACCCAGCUACAUAAAAAAACGGCGUGUGGAUUUAAUAAACAAGUGCGUAACGGCACAGUUGCCUGAUCUGAUCUAUAUAUAUAUAUAUAUAUCUCACAAGAGAUAUAUGCAGCAUGAAAAUCUGAGUUAAUAGAAGAAGAAAGAAAAACAGAGCAAAACAUUUUUGAGUAAGCGUAAAAUGCAGUUAUUUAGUGUUAAGCCUGCAAAUAUUAGACCUAAGGCAUUAUGAAUAUAUACAAAAUUAUUAUAAAACACAAACACAAACACAUCUAAAAUUAUAUAACAAACAAAUUCUUAACAAAAACAGAGAAUGCUUAAAACAUAAAUAAAUAAAAACACAUAACAAAUUACAAAACUGUAAAAGAAAGUCAAGCAAAUGCAAAAGGCAUAGAAUUUAUGCAGUUAAAUACAACAACAAAAAAUACCUUAAAAUAUAUAUAUAUAUAUAUAUAUAAAUAUAUAUAUAUAUAUGCUACAAUAUAUAAUUAAUAAAAAUUGUAUUAAAUUUUCUUUUGUUAAUUUCCAGCCCCGAAAAAUCGGACAAAAGCAAAUGCUAAUUUCUGCUAAAUUCAAUGCCUGUCAAACGGUCAUGCAAAAGAAAAUAAAAAACAAAAGAGAAUAAAGAUUGUUUAUAUUUUAAAAAUAUAUAAAAAAUAAAACAGUAAACUUUAUAUAUAAUAUUAAAAAAAAACAGAAACAAAAAACAAGCAUGUGUAUAAUAUGUAAAACUAACUGUACAUCUAAUUCAAAAGCAGCGAGUAAAUCUGAUUUAAACACCUUGAACUAUAAACAAAAUACUUAUUAAUUAACAACUAAUGACAGCAACUAAUCUUAAGUUACACAAUUCGCAACCCAACUCUAAACAAAACUAAAACUAAAUCUAAACAAAAAACAAAAAAAAAACACGCAAAACUUGGACUGAUUUUAUAAAUAUUUUUUUAAUCAUAUUAACUGAGUAAAAAACAACUGUAUAAAAUGCUAACAAAUGUUUAACACAAUGAAAUGGCUAAAAACGACAUUUAUUUUAAUUAUGCCCUCCUUAUAUAUUUUUUUAUUAACACAAAAAAUGAGAAUUUACAUUUAUUAAGCGCCGUCGUUUUUAAUACAAUUCACACAGUUACAUUUUCUUUUUAAUUUUCCUAUAAAACAAUUGGCGAAAUUGUAAAAACUUUGUAAACAACAAAAAAGAAAAAGUGAUUGGAGUUUUACUCAAAUUUAAAAGGCAUUAAAGGUAUUAAAUUAAAAAUUUUAAAAAUUGAAUUCAUUAAACUCACCUUUUGGCUGACAGAAAACAACAACAUUUUCAAUCACUUGGCACACACAUCCACACACACACACACACACACACACCAAAAGACUUCAAUAUUAAUUUAUAAAUUAAACAUUUAAAUUCGAAAAUUUAUAAAUACUUGUAAAUUAUAUAGCAAUUAAAUUUUAUUGAAAAAAACCAUUUGGCAUAAUCAAAAUUUUGUUUUUAAACAAAAAAAAAAACAAUCGUGCAAAAUAUAUAUUUUUGGCAAUUUUUUUAAACUUAUUUGGAAUUUGUUUAAUGCAAUUUAAUUAAUUUUUUGUAUACUUUUUUUUUAUCGUUUUUUGCUGAUUUUGCUUUUGAAUUGUAAAAACGAAAAAAGAGUAAAAAAUUGUUGGCCUUAUUUUAACUUAAAUCAAAUUUAUUCUAAUUUUAGUAGCGAUUUGUAAAAUACGACAAAAAAAAAAUAAUAAACACAAACAUAAAAAACAAAAAACAUAUGUAAAAUUUAAACAAACCUUUUUUAAUUGUGUAUAAAAGUGGCAGAGAAAUUUUUGAAAUGUGCAAUUUUUUAUUUUUACUACUAUUAUUAUAAUUAUUAUGCUAAUUAAAUAUAUAUACAUAUAAUUUUCGCAUAUAGUACACACACACACACACUCACACUGACACAUACACAUUUAAGUAAAUUUAAUUUAUAAACAUUGAAUUUUGUAUACAACAAUUGAAAAUAGCAAAGCAACAUAUAUAAAAUAUAAACAAUUAGAACUUAAA